This is a messenger RNA of Cherax quadricarinatus, 910 nucleotides long. The record is from RefSeq and is a predicted model, not a curated record. Lineage: Eukaryota; Metazoa; Arthropoda; Malacostraca; Decapoda; Parastacidae.
AUGCCGUCCCUGCUGCUAGUGCAUCUAGCCUUCACCAUCUUCCUCAGUAGAGCUGGGAGGACUCUAGAGGAGGACAAGCGUGUGGAGAUCACCGAGCUCCUGGUACCUGAGUCACCCAGGGCAGGUGAAGACGUCACCCUCACCUGUCACUUUCACCUAGCUGGCUCAGAUCACCACCUGUACACUGUCAACUGGUGGAGAGGCAAGGACCAAUUCUACACCUACAAAGGCACCAACUUUGACCCCAAACAUGCCUAUUCCUUUCGUGGUAUACAGGUGCAGAAGGAAGACUCGACACAGGAGUCAGUCGUCCUCAAGAACGUCUCAGAGGAGACAUCGGGCGUCUUCAAGUGCGAGGUGAUGGGGGAAGGACCGUCUUUUCGAACGGCGGUCGAAACCAAGCCUAUGAAAGUUAUGGUGCCACCUACGAAAGUGGAGAUAGUAUCAUGGAGAGUGCCAGAGCCGCCCAUGUACCGUGCAGGAGACACCAUACAUCUCAACUGCACCGCCCGGGGCGCCCUACCCAGGGCCAACCUGCACUUCCAAAUAAAUGGAAAAGCUGCGCGAGAGAUGAACCUAAUUAGGUACCCAGACGUGGAAGAUAAGAGAGGUAGAGUGACCUCUACCUUGGCUUUACGAUGGAAAGCACCUGAGUACUUCUCCAACAAUGUGGCGAGGGUGACCUGUCUGGCAAUAGUUGAAGGACGAUCCUCCAACACGGCCUCCAGGGAGGUCUACCUCCAGCCUGCCUCCAGCGCUGCUUUCAACCACCAGUACGCUUCCGCAGGAUGUGAGCUGAACACCCCAUGGAGGUUGCUAAGCCUGACCUCUAUCUUCAUUGCUCGGAGGUUCCCCUAGCAGGAGGAGGAGGAGGAGGAGGAGGAGGAGGAGGAGGAGGAGGAGGAAGAAG